Messenger RNA from Sphaeramia orbicularis (orbiculate cardinalfish), 1450 nucleotides. Its product is annotated as high affinity immunoglobulin gamma Fc receptor I-like. Gene Ontology annotation, molecular function: transmembrane signaling receptor activity. Gene Ontology annotation, biological process: cell surface receptor signaling pathway; immune response. Lineage: Eukaryota; Metazoa; Chordata; Actinopteri; Kurtiformes; Apogonidae. Gene Ontology annotation, cellular component: external side of plasma membrane. The record is from RefSeq and is a predicted model, not a curated record. The coding region runs from base 60 to 845 and encodes 261 amino acids. The transcript is spliced from 6 exons.
AGGAAGUGUGUCUUAAACCAGUCACAGUGAGUCCAGGUUUGAUUCGACGCUGAGGGACGAUGGCUCCGACAUCUGUGUUCUUUCUGAUGUCACUGCUGAGCUGCACGACCACAGCUCAGCUGAUCGUGAGUCCGAGCCGGUCCCAGUUCUUUGACACACAGUCAGUGUCUCUGAGCUGUGAGGACGAAGGACCUGGAUGGACUCUGAGGAGGAACACCAGCAGACAAACCAGGGCUCAGUGUGGAAGACAGUGGGGGAAAAUGAAAGGUUCUACUUGUAGGAUCAGUGUACUGGUCCCUCUGGACAGUGGUGUGUACUGGUGUGAGUCCUCAGAGGGACAGACCAGGACCAGCAUCAGCCUCAGUGUGACAGGUGGACCGCUGGUCCUGCACAGUCCUGUCCUCCCUGUGAUGGAGGGACAGGAAGUGUCUCUGCACUGUCAGACACACCCUCCCUCCAACCGCUCAGCUGACUUCUAUAAAGAUGGAGUCUUCGUCGGCGCCGGGCCCGCGGGUCACAUGACCAUCCCCCAGGUGUCACUGGCUCAUCAAGGCGUCUACAGGUGUGACAUCACAGGAGUUGGACAGUCUCCGCCCAGCUGGAUGUCCGUCUCAGGAAAACCCACCACCACGCCUCCUCCUUCUCUAGCUCCUCCCACCCCGUCAGCGCUCCUCCCUCUUUUGUUCAGACCGCUCUGCUUCCUGGUGGUCUUGUGUCCAUACUUCAUCUCCACUCUGCUCAUGGUGUCUUGGUAUCGACAGAGACGCGCAAGGAACCGGUCCACCCGGGCUGAGAUGGGAUUGGACGACAACAGUGAUGACGUCAUCACAGUGCGUCAGUUCUGAGCAGCGGCCGGUCCGGUGCUGCAGGGACCUUACUGGACAUGUUAGUCUUAUUCCUCUGCUUUUUUUUUUUUGGAUGGUUCACUAUCGCAAAAAUGGACAUUUAGGUUUAAAACUAGCUUCAGUUACUCAGAAUUAGCAUUAUUAGCACUUUUAAUUUAAAAAAAUGUUGUUGUGGGAAAUGUGUUUGUUUAUAUUUACAAAACUUUGUAAACAAACAACAUAUAUUUAACUGUAAUAUAUUAAAAAAACAACACAUUUUUAAAAAUUUGUUUUAAUAUUUUGAAUGCAUGAACCAUGUGUCAGUGUUAUUUUUUUCUAUUUGUUGUCUUUUAUGUUUAUUCUUUUUCAUGAUUAUAUCCAGUAUUUCAGGGCAGUUAUGUCUGUUUUUAAGUGUGUUAUGGAAAUAAAACUUGACCUUUUAAUGUACAUUUUGUGCAAAAUAUAAACUGAAAAGUGUCCUCUUUCAUUGAUAAGAAAAGUAAAUAAAUAGGUCAUUAAUUAAUAAAUGAACCUGUCAUCGACGUAAAAUAAUUCCUUUUCUGCUCCAGUGAACUCAUUUUGACUCAUAUAAAUAUAAAUAUUCUUCAUAUGUUACCGAAGCUUCA